Mya arenaria is the source of this 3256-nucleotide messenger RNA. Its product is annotated as E3 ubiquitin-protein ligase TRIM71-like. Lineage: Eukaryota; Metazoa; Mollusca; Bivalvia; Myida; Myidae. The transcript is spliced from 5 exons. The record is from RefSeq and is a predicted model, not a curated record. Gene Ontology annotation, molecular function: ubiquitin-protein transferase activity; zinc ion binding. Bases 36 to 2759 code for a protein of 907 amino acids. Gene Ontology annotation, biological process: positive regulation of DNA-templated transcription. Gene Ontology annotation, cellular component: chromatin; nucleoplasm.
UCCUCCUCACAUCUUGGAGUAAAGAUACAAGGGCUAUGGAGGUACCAGGGAAGAAACUGCAAGCAGGGCCGAAUGCAGAGGAUACAACCUACUGCCAGCCAUGUGAACAAGAUGACGAAAACCUUCCGGCUGAGGCCUACUGUACCGUAUGCAAGGAGUUCUUCUGUUCUAAAUGUGCAAGUCUUCAUAGAAAACAGAAAAUGUCUAGAUCUCAUACCCUUCUUGACAAGUCUAAUAUGCUAACAGUUAUCAGUGGUCCAGAAAAUAAACACGAAUACACAGAGCCUUGUGGGGUCCAUCCCGAAGAGUUUAUCAAAUACUUUUGCAACACCCACCAAACCCUGAUUUGUGGACACUGUGCAGUGCAGAACCAUAGAUCGUGUCAUGCUGAUGUCAUAUCAGAUGUCUCGAAGGCCUUCAAAAAUGGAAAAGAGUAUGGGGAUGCCAUAAAAACAAUUGCCGGCUUAUUUGAAGAUAUUGAUUCAUGCGCGUCUAGUGUGGAGAUAAACGUUGACGUUGUAGUGAAGCUUGGUGUAAAUGAGGUUUACAAGCUGAGAAGAUACCGAGAAGAAGUUAACAAGUAUUUUGAAGAAAGAGAACAGGCACUGUUAAAGCUCAUCGAGAAGACGAAAAACAUGGACGAAGAACUACUGGGGUCUCUGAAACCGAAAUAUGAAAAUCUUAAGUCCAAGGUAGAAGAAAUAAAUACCACACUUGAAGCACGAGGAAACAACAUGAUACAGUUGUUCAUUGAGACCAACAGAGCAAAGGAGCUAUUAGAGGGUCUGCAGAUUGAACUUGCUCACAUUAACAAAGAAAAUGUAAUUCACCAUUACGAAUUCAGAAAGGAUCCAACUACAGAGCGUCUUAUUGUAUCUGACACAGGACUUGGGACUUUAGAACACAUUGUGACUGAACCGCACAAGAUAGCAUCUGCAUCAGAUACCAGAGCUAUGGAGGUUCCAGGGAAGAAACUGCAAGCAGGGACAUCUGCAGAAGACACAACGUACUGCCAGCCCUGUGAGCAAGAUGACGAAUUCCUGCAUGCUGAGUUCUUCUGUACCGUCUGCAAGGAGUUCUUCUGCUCUAACUGCGCAAGGGUCCAUAGGAAACAGAAAAUGUCAAGAUCACAUUUACUUAUUGACAAAUCAAAUAUGCCUACGUCUACCGGUGGCCUUGAAGUUGAAUAUGAAUGCACAAUGCCUUGUGAUAACCAUCCGAAAGAGUCUAUCAAAUAUUUUUGCAGAACCCAUCAGGACCUGAUUUGUGGACACUGUUCAGUACAGAACCAUCGAUCGUGUCAUGCUGAUGUCAUAUCAGAUAUAUCCAAGGGCUUCAAAGAUGACCAAGAGUAUGGGGAUGUCAUAAAAACAAUUGCCAGGUUAUUUGAAGACAUUGAUUUAUGCGCGUCUGCUGUGGAGAAAAACGUUGACGUUGUAGCAAAGUUAGGUGAAAAUGAAGUCGAAAAGCUGAGAAAAUACCGAGAGGAAGUUAACAAGUAUUUUGAAGAAAGAGAACAGGCACUGUUAAAGCUAAUAGAGAAGACGAAAAACACGAAUGAGGAACUAUUAGGGUCUCUGAAACCGAAAUAUACAAACCUGAAGUCCAAGCUGGAAGAAAUAAAUGUCACACUUGAAGCACAAGGAACCAAUAUGAUACAGUUGUUCAUCGAGACCAAAAGGGCCAAGAAACUAUUAGAGGGUCUGCAGAAUGAGCUUGCUGACAUUAACAAGAAAAACGUAAUUCACCAUUUCGAAUUCAGAAAGGAUCCAGCCACAGAGCGUCUUAUUGCAUCUGACACUGGCAUUGGGACAUUAAAAAUCAUUAUGACUGAAAACAUAACUGUAUCAGCAGACAGUAACCAUGACAUAGUAGGACAAACAGUUCAGGGAGAUGGCCCAAGAGAAACCAUGGCAACUUCCGAACCUACAGUGGGUAACGCCACUGUAGACUUGACUGUAUUACGGUUUACAUCAGCAUCGGACAUCCCAAUGAAGUCUCCAACUGAUAUUAUGGGCUGCUACCUGUCUAACAUGCUCCACCUUGCCGGGUCCAGACUGCUGAUGGCUGACUUUUACAACAGCAAAGUCAAGGUGGUAGACAUGCAGACCAACAGCCUGGUCUCCCAGAUCAGUGUACCAGGUCAACCAUGGGACAUAUGUCAUCUUCCCGGGGACAGGGUUGCUGUUACUACGAUAAAUAAGAGUAUUCAGAUCAUUGAGACUCGAGGACAACUCGCUCUUGGUGACCGUAUCAAAGUGGAUGAUGGCUGUCGAGCUAUUGCUUACCAUGAAGAUAGGUUGAUAGUGUCCUUCUGUAAUGGAAAGGUAGCGGUACUGAAUAUGAAUGGGCAUGCCAUAAGACAAAUAUAUGGGGAUGACAGUGGAAAUGAACUAUUCAAAUUGCCUCUCUACUUAACAGUGGUGUGUGAAGGUUCGACUGCUUUUAUCUACGUAUCAGACAUGCGCAGGAACAAAAUAACAAAACUUGACAUGAACCUGCACAUCAUCAAGACGUUCCACGACCCUGCAUUGAAAGAACCAAGAAGUAUCAUGGCUGUCGGGGACCAGCUAUUAAUCUGUGGUUGUGAAAGUAGCACCAUUUUAAUUCUUGAUUUGUCCACUGGUCAGAUGACACAACUGAUGGGGCAGAAGGAGGGGAUACGAAAUCCACUUUCUGUCUACUACCUUCCGCAACAUAGAAAGAUUCUUGUCACGGAACAGGGAAACUGUUCAGCAAAAGUUUACAAUACAAUGUAAUAAUGCUAGUCAAUGGCGUGAAAUGGUUCGAAACAUAAGUGUUACGUGAACCACGUCAGGAAAUUAUUUUAAUGAUAUUUUGUUUAAUUGACCUCUUUCCGGAAACGAAUUCGAGAUAUGAGUACGAUGUGAUUAUUUGGAAUGCUUCAUUCAAUUACGUGUAAAUGUAUUCGUUCAUCAACCUUUUUCUUACCACGACUCAAUUAAAGAACAUGUACUCAAUAUUAUUUGAUGAUUUUGCUUUAUUUGCAUUUAAAGUGCAUACAAAUUAAUAAAAAGAAAUUGAAAUGACUUCGAAAAUUAAGCAUUGAUAUUCUGCCAUAAAGAAAUGUUUUUUGAUGUACAAUGUACGUACGUCCUUAAGCUGCCAUUACCUACCUGAAAUAAUUUUUAUCAGUAUAUUAGUUAUUCUAAAAUGUGUUUGAAUCAAUUGUAUUGUAUUUGUCAAAAAUCAUCCAUAAACGUAUCAUUCGCAUUGAAUACAUUGUUUAAUACAA